Sinocyclocheilus grahami is the source of this 1234-nucleotide messenger RNA. Its product is annotated as vesicular glutamate transporter 1-like. Gene Ontology annotation, biological process: synaptic transmission, glutamatergic; neurotransmitter loading into synaptic vesicle; regulation of synapse structure or activity. The transcript has 9 exons. The record is from RefSeq and is a predicted model, not a curated record. Bases 74 to 1234 code for a protein of 386 amino acids. Gene Ontology annotation, molecular function: L-glutamate transmembrane transporter activity; neurotransmitter transmembrane transporter activity. Lineage: Eukaryota; Metazoa; Chordata; Actinopteri; Cypriniformes; Cyprinidae. Gene Ontology annotation, cellular component: excitatory synapse; synaptic vesicle membrane.
AGAGAGAGAGAGAGGCGCACGGUGCACGGUGCACGGAACAGGAGCACACCGGUCGGACUCGGAAGUCGCGAGGAUGGAGAUCCGUCCAGACCGCUUUAAGGCUCAGGCAGGAAAAACAUUGGGAAAAAUACACAGACUCCUGGAGAAACGGCAGCAGAAUGGCGAGACUAUCGAGCUGUCAGCGGAGGGCCGCCCGGAGCUGGUGGAGGAGAAGGAGCUUCCCGUCGUGGACUGCACGUGUUUUGGGUUGCCGCGUCGUUACAUCAUCGCCAUGCUGUCAGGCCUGGGCUUCUGCAUCUCGUUCGGCAUCCGCUGUAACCUGGGUGUGGCCAUCGUCAGCAUGGUCAACGACCACACCAUUUACUACGGAAAGAAACCUGUCAUAGUGGCUGCUCAGUUCACAUGGGACCCCGAGACGGUAGGGAUGAUACACGGCUCAUUCUUCUGGGGUUACAUCGUCACACAAAUACCUGGGGGAUUCAUCUGUCAAAAGUUUGCCGCUAACAGGGUGUUUGGCUUUGCCAUUGUGGCCACGUCGAUGCUGAAUAUGCUGAUCCCAGCAGCAGCAAGAGUUCACUAUGGGUGUGUUAUCAUGGUCAGGAUUUGCCAGGGGCUUGUGGAGGGUGUGUCAUAUCCUGCAUGUCACGGCAUCUGGGCCAAAUGGGCUCCGCCACUUGAAAGAAGUCGAUUGGCAACAACAGCAUUCUGUGGUUCAUAUGCCGGUGCUGUUGUUGCAAUGCCUUUGGCUGGAGUUUUGGUCCAGUACACUGGAUGGUCCUCAGUGUUUUAUGUGUAUGGGAGUGUUGGGAUAUUCUGGUAUCUCUUCUGGAUUCUAGUUUCCUAUGAGAGUCCAGCUGUUCACCCAACCAUCUCACCAGAGGAGAGGAAGUACAUUGAGGAUGCCAUCGGGGAAACCGCCGGCCUGGUCAACCCUCUGCAGAAAUUUAAAACUCCCUGGCGGCACUUCUUUACCUCCAUGCCGGUGUAUGCCAUCAUCGUGGCCAACUUCUGCAGAAGCUGGACCUUCUACCUGCUCCUCAUCAGCCAGCCCGCUUACUUCGAGGAGGUGUUUGGCUUUGAAAUCAGCAAGGUGGGGUUGGUGUCCGCACUUCCUCAUUUAGUGAUGACCAUUAUCGUGCCAAUUGGAGGACAACUUGCUGACUACAUGAGAACACAUAAUAUAAUGACCACAACGAAUGUCCGUAAACUCAUGAACUGUGGAGGUAAGAUGUAG